Messenger RNA from Ananas comosus (pineapple), 3056 nucleotides. RefSeq names its product auxin response factor 18-like. The record is from RefSeq and is a predicted model, not a curated record. The transcript has 4 exons. Gene Ontology annotation, cellular component: nucleus. Gene Ontology annotation, molecular function: DNA binding; protein binding. Bases 321 to 2393 code for a protein of 690 amino acids. NCBI's taxonomy places the organism in Eukaryota, Viridiplantae, Streptophyta, Magnoliopsida, Poales, Bromeliaceae. Gene Ontology annotation, biological process: response to hormone; regulation of DNA-templated transcription.
CAGGGUUUGGGGGUUUUGAGAUUGGGGGAAUUGGGGCCUCAUUCGUGAUCUGGGUUUUUGAUUCAAGGGUUGGGAAAAGGUGGGAUCUUUGGAGCUUUUUCGAGUUUCCGAGCUCUGGGAAAGGUGAACAAAAUCAGAUUCAUUUUUGUUCUCAGCUUAUGCAUGAGCUCAUAAUUUCUCUUUUCCUUCAUAAUUUGCAGCUCUUUUGUGGAGAAAAAAGAGGACUUUUUUUUUUUUUGUUUUUUCUCUUUCCUGUGCACAAAAAGGAGAUGGUUCAUUCCCUUAUUGUAUGCAUUCUAUGAAAACAACACUAUAUUGGCAUGAUCACAUUCACUGAUUCCCCAAAAGAAGCAAUGAAGGAGACUGAGAAGUGCUUAGACCCCCAGCUCUGGCAUGCCUGCGCCGGCGGCAUGGUCCAGAUGCCGCCUAUCCACUCUAAGGUCUACUACUUUCCCCAGGGCCACGCCGAGCACGCGCAGGGCGGGCCCGCCGACCCCCUCGGCCCCUCCCCCUCCCGCGUGCCGCCCCUGAUCCUCGCCCGCGUCUCCGCCAUCAAAUUCAUGGCCGAUCCCGAGACCGACGAGGUCUUCGCCAGGAUCCGGCUCGUCCCCGUGCGGCCCAACGAGCCGGACUAUGGCGAUCACUGCGAAAUUGGCGGGAACGGCGACGGCCCGGACGCUCAGGAGAAGCCCGCGUCGUUCGCGAAGACGCUGACCCAGUCGGACGCCAACAACGGCGGCGGAUUCUCCGUCCCCCGGUACUGCGCGGAGACCAUAUUCCCGCGGCUGGACUACUCCACCGACCCGCCGGUUCAAACCGUGCUCGCCAAGGACGUGCACGGAGUUGUUUGGAAGUUUCGCCAUAUCUACAGAGGCACCCCUCGCCGCCACCUGCUCACGACCGGGUGGAGCACGUUUGUGAACCAGAAGAAGCUCGUCGCCGGAGAUUCGAUAGUGUUCUUGCGGACGGAGAAUGGGGAUUUGUGCGUCGGCAUUAGACGGGCCAAAAGAGGGGUCGGUGCCGGCCCCGAGUCCCCGCCGGGGUGGAACACUCCCAACGGAAACUGCGUCUCAGCGUACGGAAACUUUUCGGUGUUUUUAAGGGAGGAGGAGAGUAAAUUGAUGAGGGGCCCCGCGAACGGCGGGAAUAUGAAUGGCGGCGGUGGCGGGAGUCUGAGGGGGAAGGGGAGAGUGAGGGCCGAAUCGGUUGUCGAAGCCGCUAAUCUUGCGGCCAGUGGACAGCCUUUCGAGGUUGUGUACUAUCCGCGGGCCAGCACCCCGGAGUUCUGCGUGAAGGCCGGGGCGGUGAGGGCCGCGAUGAGGGUGCAGUGGUGUCCGGGGAUGCGGUUUAAGAUGGCCUUCGAGACGGAGGACUCGUCAAGGAUCAGCUGGUUCAUGGGGACCAUUUCGUCCGUGCAGGUGGCCGAUCCCAUUCGAUGGCCGAAUUCGCCGUGGCGGUUGCUUCAGGUGACUUGGGACGAACCGGAUCUGCUGCAGAACGUGAAGCGCGUGAGCCCGUGGCUCGUCGAGCUCGUCUCGAACAUGCCCACCAUCCAUCUCCCGCCCUUCUCGCCGCCGAGAAAGAAACUGUGCGUCCCCCAACACCCCGGCGGCUUCCCCCUCGAAGCGCAGCUUCAGGGCCCGGCUUUCCACGGAAGCCCUUUCGGGCCCGUCAGCAGCCCUCUGUGCUGCUUCCCGGACAGCGCUCCUGCAGGCAUACAGGGAGCCAGGCAUGCUCAUCUCGGUCUAUCAAUUUCAGACCUCCACCUCAGCAAGCUGCAGUCGAGCCUGUUCGCCGCCGCCCCGCCCGCGAGAAUCUCCACGGGUCUCAUCGUCAGCAAUUCCCCGAUCCGUGAAAACAUUUCGUGCUUGCUAACUAUCGGCUCCCCUUCUCAACCAACAAAGAAGUCGGUAAAUGGGAAAACACCCCAACUAGUGCUUUUCGGACAGCCUAUACUCACCGAACAACAGAUUUCUCUGAGCAAUUCUGCAGACACGGCUUCCCCGGGAAUUACCAAGAACAGUUCGUCAGACGGGAAUCCUGAGAAGACGGUGAACGUCUCGGAUGGUUCCGGAUCGGCCGUUAAUCAGAACGGUCAUGCAGAGAAUUCGUCAUGUGAAGAACUCGUCGCCGGGCACUGCAAGGUGUUCAUGGACUCGGAGGAUGUGGGCCGCACCCUCGAUCUCUCUGUGUUGGGAUCGUACGAAGAGUUGUACAGACGGCUAGGCGACAUGUUCGGAAUCGACAGAGCUGAAUUGAUGAGCCACGUGCGCUACCGCGACGCGGCGGGCGCAGUUAAACACACUGGAGAUGAGCCUUUCAGCGAGUUCAUGAGAUCGGCGCGGAGGCUGACGAUAGUAACAGACGCCGGAAGCGAUAACUUAGGGAGGUAGGAACAAGCAAUCUUUUGUCUACUGUACAGUUGAGUUUGAGCAAAAGCUCCCAAGAAGCACUUCUCUUUAAGCUUUGUAGCAUCUUCUCUUCUCCAUUGAAUUCGACUCGUGUGAGAGCACCAAGUCCAGGUGGUUUUUGCUUUCCAUGAGUGCAUUUACCCCAACUGUGAAAAGCUUAACAAGGUAAAAGAAUUUGGCUCCUUGAGAAGCUUCUUUAAAAGCAUAUAUAUAGUGCCCACUGUAAUAAAGGAUGCUUGUGUAGACAUCAAUGCUUUUGUGGUAGUACCAACUGAGAUAUUCAGGACUAAUUCUGCAGUUGAUGAUGCACUGGGCAUCUUUACGGACAAUUCUGUACCGUAGCAUAGGUCUCAUGAUACAGAGCUAUCAGAGGUGCUUAAUCAAAGGCUGUUGAUGUGUUGAUAAUUACUCACAGUACGUACUGGUAGGCUAUAAGUAUACGCAUGUAUUUCGAAACACCGCCAGCGCAUUACCGGCGUUGCGAGGGGCUUAUUGUCUUAUUUGUUGCCCUCUUUUUCAUUUCACCUUAGAAGUCAUAGAUGGGUGGGUGUAUUUUUUUCCUUUUCUUUUUUUGUACUUGCAAGAAUAAUGAGAAUGAUGAUGAUUGGUAUGAAAUGGGAAUUCAAAAGGAAUGAUUAUGCUGUC